AUGCAAUCACCCGAUGAAAACCAGCCAGCAAUAUUCCAUAAAAAUCUGAUUACUGUGGAUCGACCGGAUUCAUCACAGUUUGUUGACCUUCAUGUUUAUAUAAUACCAAAAAAAGUCUGGAAAGGACGUCAAAAUCUAGCCGAAAAUGAAGUAAUCACACAAGCUGUAUCAGCAGGUUUUGUUCACGUUCCUGAGAACUCAACAAUUGAUGAACUUCGUCAAUAUAUUACUCAUGUUUGUGGUGAAGAUGCUAGUUUCCCAAAAGACUUCAUGUAUCUUCGAAGUGUUGGACGCUGUUUAACUAAGGUUAAACAUAAUCAAGAAAACGAACUACAAGUGAAACAUUAUCGACCACCAAUGAUUUAUAUAAUUGGAGUGCAUCAUAAUGAUGAUUCAUCCAGAGUAGAAUAUGAACCAAAUCCUUCAUCGAUGAGUGAACAAUUUACUAAUUCCCAAUUUUGGACAAAUUCGUUGAAUGAACUGCCAACACCUUAUCCAUUGUUAAAUCAUAAUCAUCAUAAACAAGAAAGUCCAACAAUAAAUUUUACAUUUUCAAAAAAUCUAACAAAGCUACGUGAAGAACAAAAACGUCUUUAUUUACAACAGCAAGCGUUAGCUCGAAAACGUCAUGAAUUAGAAGACCGAGAUAGAAAAGAAAAAGCAGCUGCUAGGAUUCAAGCUGCAUAUCGAGCUUAUUGUAUGCAUCGACGUAAUAAUACAAAAAAACAAGAAGAAGUUAUACCAACUAUUGAAUAUGAACGUUUCGAACCAGAAGAACAAAAAAUAACUAUUGAAUAUGAAUGUUUCGAACCAGAAGAACCAAAACCACCUAUUGAAUACGAAUGUUUCGAACCAGAAGAACCAAAGCCAACUAUUGAAUAUGAACGUUUCGAACUAGAAGAACCAAAACCAACUAUUGAAUACGAAUGUUUCGAACCAGAAGAACAAAAAAGAACUAUUGAAUAUGAACGUUUCGAACCAGAAGAACGAAAACCAACUAUUGAAUAUGAACGUUUCGAACCAGAAGAACGAAAACCAACUAUUGAAUAUGAAUGUUUCGAACCAGAAAGGCCAAAACCAACCAAUGAAAUUUAUACAGAAGAAAAUAAAACACAUGAAGAUGUUCCGACUCGUUUGAAAGUAUUAAAAUCAAAACGUACUCAAUUAGAAAGUGAUCGUACAGUUCUUGUUCAUCGAUUACAACAAUUGAAUGCUGAAAUUUCUCGUCGACGACGUGAAGAAAAGGAUUUAUGGAAAAAGAAGUAUAUUAUUGAAAAAAAUACAAUAUUAUCUGUGACACACACAUCAGAUAUUCAACGUGAACGCGCGACAAUUCGCUUGAAUGAUGCUACUAAACUACGCCAACAGGCUGAAUAUGAAUCUCGUUUACUACGACAAGAAUUACAAAAAAUUAGUUCAAAUUUGAAUAAACUGGGAAGAUAUCGGCUACCAAAAGAACCAUUUGAAUCCGAAGAAACAGAGCCUAUUUCAUUGAGUAUCACAUGGCAUUUUUAA
This is a messenger RNA of Rotaria socialis, 1515 nucleotides long. The record is from the annotation of a GenBank genome assembly. Lineage: Eukaryota; Metazoa; Rotifera; Eurotatoria; Philodinida; Philodinidae.